UCUAUUAUUAUUUUUAAUAUUUGGUUGGCAGUUUUUCAAUUUUUUUCUUUCUUAUAUGCACAUUUCUCGGAUACAGUAAGAGGGAGAGUUUCAUGGGUCAUUGAGCAAAUUAACACACCAUGGACUGGCUCUUACAAAUUUCUUGGGUCUUCAUCAGUGCCAAAUACGCUACUUUUAAUCGUUAUAGAUAGUUCCAAUGGUAAUCACUUGGGCGAAUGUACUUCUGCCUCCAGUGGAAGCACAUGGAAAAAAUUUUCCUGGAUUUUAAGUGAUUCAUCACUAAUUUGUAAUGUAUCGGGUUCAGUCGUAUCAAAAGUUCAAUUCCCAUCUAGCGGAUACGAAAGAACGUUUUCUGUUCGAAUUUUGGCAGAUCGUGGGCCGCGAUGUUUCCGCGAUUUAGCUGUACAGAAUGAGAGACUUGAUGGAUGUCCUCCUACUUUAAGAAGAAAUGUAUUCCAGCAAAUGGCAUUUGUUUGCAAAUGUCCUAGUGUUCUUGGAAUUAUGGAUAGAAAUUCGCUGGACAGUGCUAUAACUGAUCCGACAUUUUAUUCAUUUGGCACAGACCUAUCGAUAAGACUUUGUAGACUUUCAUUUUCUAUUUUAUAUUGCAGUGGUAGCGUUUGUGAUGAUUACGGUCCAAAUGCAUUAUGUAUCGUUGACGAAGAAAAUUACUUUCUGUCACCAGAAAUAAUAAACAAUGCUUCUUACAAGUGUUUUUGCCCCAAUGAAAACAAUGGUACUUUUUUGUUAGUUUCGCGUAAUGGACAAAUCAUUUAUAAACAAAGUUUUGGAUUAAUUAGUGUAUUUUUAGAAUUGCUGGAAUGUUCACUAUUUACGACACUGACUACGGCAACAUUACAAAUAAGUUCUAACCACAUCAUUCAAUUAUCCACUACCGUUAAGCAGCCUGAAUUCUCUUUUAUUGGAAAUAUAUCAGCUGCACCUGGAAAUGAUAGUUUUAAUUCAUUUAGCUCAACAUCAACAAAGCACAAGUUUAUGGGACAUUACAGAAAUAAUUUUUCAGUGUUGAUUGUAGUGGUUGCUGUAGCGAGUAUUUUUGGAGUUCGAUACGUAAAAAGAAGUCGGAAAUUGCAUGGGAAAUAUAAUCCGGCAAAAGAAGAAAAUGCUUUCGCCUCAGGAUAUUCUAUACCUAUGACCAGUGUUGUGAAAGAGGAACGACUCAUUUGA
Dracunculus medinensis (Guinea worm) is the source of this 1188-nucleotide messenger RNA. The record is from the annotation of a GenBank genome assembly. Lineage: Eukaryota; Metazoa; Nematoda; Chromadorea; Rhabditida; Dracunculidae.